Molecule: messenger RNA, 1464 nt
Organism: Neoarthrinium moseri
Lineage: Eukaryota; Fungi; Ascomycota; Sordariomycetes; Amphisphaeriales; Apiosporaceae
Exons: 8
Coding region: 1-1464 (487 amino acids)
Biological process (GO): transmembrane transport
Cellular component (GO): membrane
Molecular function (GO): transmembrane transporter activity
Source: RefSeq, a predicted model, not a curated record
AUGUCAGAUAACUGGCCAAAGAAAGGUAGUGAAGCCAUCGAGUUGGAACAUGUAAACAUUGCCGCGGACAAGGCUAAUACGGCGGCAACUUCCGAGGGAGUCCUGCCACCCGAACAAAGAAAUGAAGAAGCUCGCAUCAGACGCAAGGUCGACUGGCGACUCAUACCUAUUUUAGGCGUCCUCUACUCCAUUGCGGGCCUGGACAGAGUCAAUCUAAGUAAUGCCCGUGUUGCGGGUAUGAACCAAGACCUGCAAUUUGAUAUCGGCGAUCGCUACUCCAUUGCCUUGCUCGUGUUCUUCAUCACUUAUUUUCUGUUCGAGAUUCCAAGUACCCUUUCAUUGAGGUGGAUUGGGCCGAAGGCUUUCUUAAACACGUUGGUCUUUAGCUGGGGAACUGUGAUGCUGGGGAUGGGAUUUGCCAACGAUUGGCGAGUCAUUGUGGUUUGCCGGAUGCUUAUUGGCGUUUUUGAAGCCGGAUUCCUUCCAUGCUGCAUGUAUUUGCUGGGUAGCUGGUAUAUGCGCUAUGAGGUGCAACAGCGGAUGGCAUGGUGGUAUCUUAUCAAUCUCUUCGUAAGCGCAUUUGGGAAUAUACUGGCCUACGCGUUAAUCUUGCUCAAUGGAUCAUAUGGAAUUGCGGGAUGGAGGAUUGAAGGAGCUAUCACUAUCGGAUUCUCCGCAGUCGGGUACUUAUUCACUCUCCCGUUUCCUGACCAGCUCCUAGCCAGCGGCAAUCUCGGGGCCUUCACGAGACAAGAGCUUAAGAUGGUACUCGACCGUGUCGAACGCGAUCGAGGAGAUGCGGAACCAGACAAGCUUAGCAAGAAAAAGGUACUGGAACUCAUUUGCGUAUGGGAAUUGUGGGUUUAUGGAUUUAUGUUCUGGACAUGUUCGGUGCCCAUCUACGCUUUUGCGUACUUCAUUCAGAUUAUCCUCACGACCCUAGGCUACUCUACGGCUGUGGUUUUCCUUCUAUGCGCUCCUCCAUACUUGUUCAGCAUGAUUUGGACUGCCGCAGUUGCCUAUUUUGCGGAUAGAGCACGUCUGCGAAUGCCUUGGAUGGUUUUAAAUGCUGCUAUUACAUUGACAGGGCUUCUCCUGACAGCGUAUCAUAAGAACAAUGCCGUUAGAUAUCUUGGUGUCUUCCUGGGUGUCUCUGGGUGUAAUGCCAAUUUGCCGACGAUCAUCGCAUUUCAAUCCAAUAACGUGCGAGGCAACAGUCGACGCUCAAUGGGUUCGGCCAUACAGAUGCUGUUUGCUGCAGUCGGUGGCAUAUUUGCCUCAACGACUUUCAUGCAAAGCGAGUAUCCGACCUAUCGAACAGGCGUUUGGUGCUCUGUGGGCACGCAAGGAUUGCUAUGCGUACUUGUCUGCGUCAUGUGGCUUCACUUUCUGAAGGAGAACAACAAAGCGAACCGUCAUGAAGAGACCAUCCAGGGAGAUUCCAAUUUCAGAUACACCUUCUAG